Molecule: messenger RNA, 1252 nt
Organism: Hibiscus syriacus
Lineage: Eukaryota; Viridiplantae; Streptophyta; Magnoliopsida; Malvales; Malvaceae
Product: protein THYLAKOID FORMATION1, chloroplastic-like
Exons: 5
Coding region: 179-1075 (298 amino acids)
Biological process (GO): photosynthesis; photosystem II assembly; protein import into chloroplast stroma
Cellular component (GO): chloroplast thylakoid
Source: RefSeq, a predicted model, not a curated record
AAAACUGGAUAAGCCUCUCUAUCUCGUCUCCCCCCUUUUCCCUUCAAUUUCAACUCUAGAUCCAAAUGCAAAAACUUGGAUUUCCACUAUGAUUUAACCCCAAAUUCCAAAAUUUCUCACUAAUUUCCCACUUUUCUGUAUAUGCAUACAUACUCAAUACACAUAGAUUCGAACAACAAUGGCGGCGGUCAGUUCUCUGUCUUUCUCAGCAAUCGGCCAAACUUCCGGCGACAGAAAACUUAAUGUCUCGUCGUCUCGUCACCUGUCUUCCAAUUUCGAAGGAUUCCGUUUCCGUACAUGCUUUUUACAUCACUCCGUUGGUCUUCGAGCUUCCACUGCUGCUUCGGCUUCCGUUGUUCGCUGCAUGUCCACAGUUACUGAUGUCCCGCCAACUGUUUCCGAAACAAAGUCGAGUUUUUUAAAAGCAUAUAAGCGCCCCAUUCCCAGUGUGUACAACGCGGUUUUGCAGGAGCUGAUUGUGCAGCAACAUUUGAUGAGGUACAAGAAGACGUACAGCUACGAUCCGGUUUUCGCCCUAGGUUUGGUUACGGUGUAUGAUCAAUUGAUGGAAGGAUAUCCGAGUGAUGAGGAUCGAGAGGCCAUUUUCCAAGCUUAUAUCAAUGCCUUAAAAGAGGAACCCCAGCAGUACAGGGCUGAUGCUCAGAAAUUGGAAGAAUGGGCCCGAGCUCAAACGUCUACUUCGCUUGUUGAGUUUUCUUCUAGAGAUGGAGAAGUUGAAGCUGUACUGAAAGACAUUGCGGAAAGAGCUGGGGGUAAGGGGAGUUUCAGCUAUAGUCGUUUCUUUGCUGUCGGGUUGUUUCGUCUUCUUGAGCUGGCCAAUGCAACUGAACCUACAGUGUUAGAAAAGCUUUGUGCAGCCUUAAACAUUAACAAACGAAGUGUGGAUCGAGAUCUUGGUGUGUAUAGGAAUCUGCUUUCCAAGCUUGUUCAAGCAAAAGAGUUGCUCAAGGAGUAUGUUGAGAGGGAGAAGAAGAAAAGGGAAGAAAAAUCAGAAUCACCUUCGGCCAACGAGGCCAUCAAGAAAUGUUUGGGUGAAUACCAAUACCUAAGCUAGUAAUUCAAUCUUUUUACUCAAUGUGCUUAUAAUCUUUCGUGAUACUUCGAUCCGGUUUUUGUUGUCCGAGUUAGAAGACAGUAACCUUCAUGGAUUAGGCUCAAAGUGUCAGCUUGUGUACUGUUUCCAAUUUGGUGGUUGAUGUACACACCUAUGUAUUAUGUAAUUUUUCCAAUA